AUGUUCGCAUUGUUAUUGAUCUUGACUUGCUGCCAACUGUGGAGUUGGCCCGCUGAGAGUGCCGCCAUUAGUGAACCAGUGCCAAUCCUCAAAUCUUUGGGUUUACGACUGAGCUCGGGCACCUACUUAUUCAUGUACGAGAACGGAGAUGGUAGUUAUCGCGAGGAGCUGGGCAUUGUGGGUUCCGACGACUUGAAUGUGCCCAUUGGGGACCUGGAGGUGUCCGGUGUUUAUGGCUAUGUGGAUGACAAAGGCCAGGAGCUACAGGUCAGAUAUAAGGCGAAUAAGAACAAUGGGUUUCUGCCACAUGUUAAGUACGUUUCCGCGGGGCAGCUAAUAAACAAAUCGCCUUAG
Drosophila takahashii is the source of this 354-nucleotide messenger RNA. RefSeq names its product Cuticular protein 47Ed (gene Cpr47Ed). The record is from RefSeq and is a predicted model, not a curated record. NCBI's taxonomy places the organism in Eukaryota, Metazoa, Arthropoda, Insecta, Diptera, Drosophilidae.